Molecule: messenger RNA, 1850 nt
Organism: Haliotis rubra (blacklip abalone)
Lineage: Eukaryota; Metazoa; Mollusca; Gastropoda; Lepetellida; Haliotidae
Product: F-box only protein 22-like
Exons: 5
Coding region: 13-1281 (422 amino acids)
Biological process (GO): protein polyubiquitination; positive regulation of proteasomal ubiquitin-dependent protein catabolic process
Source: RefSeq, a predicted model, not a curated record
GUGCGCCAACACAUGACCACCAAAAUGGCGACGGAUAAGAUGGAUUUUCAGAUUUCAUGCUCAGAAGUUUUGAGCAACCCCAUCAUCUUAAAAAAUGUGUUCUCGUGCAUUCCAAUGAAAACACUUCAGAAAUGUGCUAGAGUCUGCCGACUCUGGGCCCAAGAAGUGGAAAAUAUCAAGAAGACGCGAAGUGGUAUGGCCUGGCACUACUUUAAAUGUGCUGAGUCCGAGCAGGGGUCAGAUUUGGAGAGCCUAAUAAGGGAAAUGGAGGCCUUCGUGGAGAACCUGUACAUCGAGCCCCAUGUUUCAUUCAUCAUAUGCUCUACAAAUCUACACGAUGAGAAGAUCGAACAUCAAAGGAACAAAAACACACGGCAUGCUCGACAUCGUGCAUCAAAGAAUAAGGAAAAUUUAACUGUCAAUAGCUUUUUACAGAAACUGCUGCCUCCAAAGAGCAGGGUUACUGCAAUAACAGCAGACGGCAUCGUUGGUACAAGCACGGACAUGAAAGUCACAGAGGAGAUGGAAGGCAAACGAUGUCUAUCUCUCAUCUUGUUCUCCCAGUUCAGCAACAUCAGAAUCCAGCCAUUGUAUUAUGAUCAAGAUGAAGGAAACAAGAUUGCUAACUACUGGUCAAGUCGAACAGUCAUUGAUAAUACUGACAAAAAGCUUUCUAAUGAACAAGUGAAAAGCAUCAUCUUCCUCUCUGAUGAAGCAUUUUGUCCACAAGAAAUUGGCUUCUCCUUAUACAAGAUGUACAAGUGUCCAAUGAUAGCUGGUGGAUUUGUUGACAAUGUUGUGUGUCCGUCAUCUUGGUUAAACGAUAGUUCGCGUGACUCCCCAUUCCUGUGCUGUAUGGCUUUCUGUGGCAGAGUGCAGGUCGCUUCUGUUGUUAUCAAGGAUGACGUAAACACAAUUGAGGGGGUGGACAGAAUCAUGAAGAAACUGAAAGACAGUAAACUCUCGGAGAAGAACAGUAUUGGGUUCAUGUUUGCCUGUGUAGGGCGAGGAGAAAACCACUACGGGGAGAUCAAUGUGGAGUCAACUGUAUUUCGAAAGUACUUUCCCAACACGCCAUUAGUGGGCUUCUUUGGCAAUGGUGAGGUGGGCUUUGAGUAUCCCCAUGUGAAGCCUGCAGAUGUGCAGGACUGUAGUGCCAUGGAUGAGGAUGGGAGAAGUAAUCACAAGUUUGUACAGGAGCAGUCUUCCUACAUAGCGUCACACCCACCCAAGAUGUACCAUGCUUACACAACAAUCAUGUCAUUGAUUUCAUUUCAAUGAUUUCAGCUUUCUGUGAUUUGAAGUGCAAAGGCUGGUGAUAAAGGGUAGAAAGUCAUAUCAAUAAUUAAUGUCAUACAUAGUGCAUCUGAAGCUAUGUACUUUUGCAUUUAGGUUUUACAUCGUAAAACAAAUGUGCAUAUUUGUUGCAGUCUGAUUGGUUGAAACAUGGUUACUAUUAUUUCAGAUCUUGAAGCUCGAAAGUCAGCUAGAUUAAUCGGUGGAUGAAUACCUUUCAUGCUAUUCAAAAGUGUUUCAGAAAAACGUGCACACAUGGUAACUGACAGGUUGAUACUCAACUGAUAUUCAAAUUAAUGGCCAUUUGACCUGUACUCAACCAUAUUUACUGCGCUUCAUUUUUCUAUGCAUUCUAUUUCAUCAGCAUGAACAUCUAUUUAAGCAUUGUUUAACAUUUUUUAUCGACAGAUAACUGUCACAAAUUCUAUAAAAUCGCAUAGCCGUUCCAUGAUGUCCAGGCAUUACAUGACAUCAAUAGCAAUUUGAAAGAGACUGAUCCAUACAAUAACUGUAGUCUGUCUGUAUAAAAAAACUAUUUUCGUAGAUACUGAAAU